GAAUCUUGCUUGAGAAUGAGAAAUUGAGAGGACAGUUCUUGAGUUCGACAACAACAACAGACUUGACAUUAGACUUAGACAAGAAUCUUUUACCUGAAUUCCUUCCAGCAGAGAACCUAGGAAGUAGAAUUGUUCUUCCACAAUGAAUAUCCUUCCGAAAAAGAGGUGGCAUGUUCGAACCAAGGACAACAUUGCUCGGGUUCGACGAGAUGAAGCGCAGGCUGCAGAGGAAGAAAAAGAAAGAGAAAGAAAAAUUAAGCUUGCGGAGAAGGAGGCUCGGCGAGAUUUGAUGCGUAUUCAGGCUCGUGCUAAGUAUGGAACCAAAGAGAUAAACAAAGAAGAAGAUGAACCAGAAGAAAAGAAUACCGGAGCUCCAUCAAGGCUAGAACACAUUAAUUUCUUUGCUGAGGAAGAGGCAGGUUUGGUCUCAAGCACAGCUGUGAACAAAGAUCAUGAGGAAGAAAAGAAACAAGAAAAAGAGAAGUAUGAAAAACAAAUUGGUUAUCUUACAUAUUUGGGACAGGACACUAAUGAAGCCACUGGAAAUGUGUCGUGGUAUAACAAGUGCCCGGACAGAGAGGAGGUUCCCAAUGAAGAAACUGGAUUGAAACACAAAAUGAUGUCCGACCCUUUAAAUUCAUUCAGAAAAUUCUGUGCUAGUAGCUUUAGUAAGAAAAGCACCCCUGCAAUAGUGUCUGCAAAGUCUUCUACUUCUGGCCAAGAUUCCAAAAGACAUGCAGAAAAAUCAUUGUCACCAGAAAGGCAAAGGAAAAGUCAUCUUUCAAAGCAAAAGCGUGAAAAAUCCUACUCACCAGAGGAAAGUCGAGAGAAAAGGAAGAAAAAUAAAGACACUAAACACAAAAAGGAGAAAAAACGAAAAUCUAGUCAUUCUAUUAAAUCAAAAUAUGACAGUGAUUCUGACGAGUGUUCAACUGGUAGACAUGCUGAUGCAGAAUCCAGUGAAGAUGAAGACAAGGCUGAGAAGAGAAGAAAGCUCGAAAAGCUACGAGCAGAGAGAUUACGGCGUGAAAAGGAGGAAAAGAAAAAAGCUGACAAACUCAUGGCCAAAGUUCACGGUGUUGCAUAUAUAGAUGAUGAUGAGAAACCACAACCAAAACCUGUCAUGAAACAACGAUAUAAUUCUCAGUUUAACCCGAAUCUAGCUAAACAGAACUAUGAGGAUCAGAGAUAUAGAUUUUAAAUGUUUUUUCAUUUGAUUGUAAUUUAACUAAGAGAAAAAAAAAGGGUACUUGCAAGAUA
This is a messenger RNA of Thrips palmi, 1260 nucleotides long. Its product is annotated as leukocyte receptor cluster member 1. Lineage: Eukaryota; Metazoa; Arthropoda; Insecta; Thysanoptera; Thripidae. The transcript is spliced from 3 exons. The coding region runs from base 143 to 1201 and encodes 352 amino acids. The record is from RefSeq and is a predicted model, not a curated record.